Erythranthe guttata (spotted monkey flower) is the source of this 2713-nucleotide messenger RNA. NCBI's taxonomy places the organism in Eukaryota, Viridiplantae, Streptophyta, Magnoliopsida, Lamiales, Phrymaceae. The record is from RefSeq and is a predicted model, not a curated record.
UAAAAAAAUAAAAACAAAAUAAAUAAAAGUCUCAUUAUUUUCUCUCUCUCUCUCUCUCCUCUCUCUCUCUUCGAUUCAAUUCACCACAUGAAACCUCUGCUCCCGUAGAAGAAAACCCAGAUUAAAUUCAAGAGUGGAAGUUAACUCAACAAACCCCGUUUUUUGCUGCUGUUUUUUUUUUUGCAUGAUAUCGAGUGAGAGGUAAACGCCUCUCCGUUUCAACGGCAUAUCAUUACAUUAUCAAUGUCUAUUUAUCUUCUUGUUUGAUCUCCGUUUAUUACUAGAAGAAGUUAUAAAAACCAAAUCCUAAUAAAAAAAAUUGCGUUGAUUUCUUCGGUGCGUAGAGAUGGCUUCUAUUCAUUUAGGCGAAAACGGAGAUUGCUUCAUCGACUCUGUAGAAACUGAGGGCUCCCCUCAAAUCCAAUCGGAUAAUAAUUCAACUGAUGCAGUGGAUAAAUUCGAAGAAGAGCCCGAAAUACUUCCAAGAAUCGGUGACCAAUAUCAAGCAGAGCUUCCUCCACUUGUCAGUGGGUCCCACUAUGUACCCUUCGAAAAUUUCCAAGUGGGAUUGCCUAUACUGCUGACGUGGAUCAGUAGCUCGAAACGGGAUACUUUGGGACCAACAAGUUCGGAUUUCAAGAAUGUCUCUAAAACAGACGAGGCGUCUUUACGUGACAUUGUAGAGUCGACGAAUGACGGUUGCUCGGGCUAUUUUUUAUCCCCUGGAUCAUUUGACGUGCAUUGGAGCGGCAUCGAAAAGGGUACCUUCAUUUUGGGAUUGUACAUUUUCGAGAAAAAUUUCGUGGAAGUUAGGAGAUUCGUUGGAACGAAAGAUAUGGGGGCUUUGUUGUCGUUUUACUAUGGAAAAUUUUACGGUUCGCAAGAAUAUAAGAGAUGGUCUGCUUGCCGAAAGACCAAGGGCAAAAAGGGUAUUUACGGUCAGAGGAUAUUUUCCGGAGCAAGACAACAGGAGCUGCUGUCUCGGAUUUUUCUGCGAGUUUCUGAAGAAUGCCGAAACGCUUUAUUGGAGGUGUCGAAAACAUUUGCCGAAGAAAAAAUGUCGUUAGCAGAUUACGUCUCGUCGUUAAAAUCAAUGGUAGGGGUGAACAUUCUAGUAGAAGCAGUUGCAAUCGGAGCAGGUAAACGUGAUCUCACCGGAGCAUCUUUAGAGCCGUCACGAUCAUCCUAUCCGACAGCCCACAUUCGCUCGGAGAUUCCCACCGGAAAAGCAUGCUCCGCCCUCACAGCCAACGAAAUCGCCCGAUUCUUGUGCGGCAAUUACCGCCUGAGCAAAGCUCGAUCGAACGACCUGUUUUGGGAAGCCGUUUGGCCCCGUUUGCUUGCAAGAGGGUGGCACUCUGAGCAGCCGAAGAAUCACACAAGCAACUUCUCUCUGGUUUUUCUAUUGCCAGGUGUCAGGAAAUUCUCUAAACGAAAACUCGUUAAAGGGGACGACUACUUCGACUCGGUUGCAGAUGUUUUGAGCAUGGUGGCUAAAGAUCCUGGCUUGAUCCAGCUCGAGAACGAAGAACAAGAAAAGGACGAAAAAGAUGACGUCAGCAUGACCAAGAACGAGGGCAAUGGUGAUGUCAGCAUGACCAAGAACGAGGAAAAUGAUGAUGUCAGCAUGAUCAAGAACGAUGACAAUGAUGACGUCAGCAUAACGAGGCAACAGCAGCGUCAUUGUUAUCUCCAACCGAGAAAUCCGAAACGUAAGAGUGCCGUUGUAAUGAAAUUUACGGUUGUGGAUACGAGCAUGUCUAAUGGGAGAGUGAGGGAGUUGAGAGAAAUUUCGAGUGUUCCUAUUGGUGGAGAUGAUGGAAAUGACGAAGAUGCCCUCGAGAAGAAUAAGAAGGAUUUUCAAGGGAAGAAAAAGUUACCGAAAUCACAAGUCGGGCGGAAGACGAAAAAGCAGAGAAACGAGGACUAUGUUGUGGGCCCCACCACGAAAAGGUGCCGUGCGCAAACACCUUGCAGUCACGAAGAGGUGGACGAAAAUUUAUCUUCUCAAGUGGGGUCCGCGAAUCUUGAUAAACCCUCGUGCGCCAGCUCAUCGAAAGGGAGUCCAGUCGAAGAAAAAACCCCUCAGAUACUCAUAGACCUCAACUUGCCACAAGUUUGUCCGGAUUCGGAAUAUAACGAUUCGGUCAAAGUGGAUGUGGAAGAAGAAGAAGGGGAAUCUUUACAGAAUAUUCCACCGGCUGCUGAGGUUGCUGAGGUGGCAGCAGAAGAAGAGCCUUUACAGAAUAUUCCAGCUGCUGAGGUGGCGGUGAAUGCGAACCAGCGGAGGUACAGUACGAGGAAUCAAACUCCGACCAUGAGGUCUUUGCAAGCUGUGGCGCACGGGUAUUUGGCUGUGAAUCAUAGGAAGAGGAAAGGGAAGGAGGCUGCUUCGAACGAUGAUGUCAAGCCAUGUCAGCGCCCACGUGGCGGCUGUGUGGGGCCCAAUGAGUCUACAAGCAGUUCGGCAGCUUCGCAGGUGGAGGAAUCUUCCGGAAAUGGUGCUUCGACUAGCGGCAAUGAAUCUCAAGUUCCACCACCACCGGAGAAUGACGAAGAAACGCGUGAAAAAUGAGUUCGUUUUCGAAUUAGGGUACUUUUACAGAGAGAUGAAAAUAAAGAGAUAAGUGACAUAGAUUUUCUGAAAUUUACUUAGCAAAGUAUUUCUUUUGUUGUUGGAAUCAACUUGUGUAGAUUCUUUUUUUUUUUUUUU